CAACCUUAUAGAAACCAGAAACCAUAGACACCUUUCGUUCACAACAUCGAAUGUAAAAAUAUCACAAACCAGAGGAAAACUCAGCCUGAGAAUCAAUGGCAGCCACCAUCAUCAGGCCAACUCCAUUCCUCGGACAGGCUCGGUCGGCUUCGGCCACCCCAAACCCUCUCAAGGAAGCCCUGCAAAUGGGAAACGGAAAGUUCAGAAUGGGUAAUGAGCUGUGGUAUGGACCUGACAGAGUGAAAUACUUGGGACCUUUUUCAGCACAGACACCGUCAUACCUUAAUGGAGAAUUCCCAGGCGAUUAUGGUUGGGACACUGCUGGGCUCUCGGCCGACCCUGAGGCAUUUGCCAAAAAUCGUGCUCUUGAGGUGAUCCAUGGGCGAUGGGCAAUGCUCGGAGCUCUUGGAUGCAUAACUCCUGAGGUUCUGCAGAAGUGGUUGAGAGUGGAUUUCAAGGAACCAGUUUGGUUCAAGGCUGGCUCCCAAAUCUUCAGUGAAGGAGGCCUCGAUUACCUUGGCAAUCCCAACCUUGUCCAUGCGCAGAGCAUCCUUGCUGUGCUUGGCUUCCAGGUAGUUCUCAUGGGUCUUGUUGAGGGCUACCGCAUCAAUGGCCUGGAUGGAGUUGGAGAAGGCAAUGAUCUUUACCCCGGCGGCACCUACUUUGAUCCUCUUGGCCUUGCUGAUGAUCCAUUAACAUUUGCUGAGCUGAAGGUGAAGGAGAUUAAGAAUGGCCGGCUUGCAAUGUUCUCCAUGUUUGGUUUCUUUGUUCAGGCCAUUGUCACAGGGAAAGGGCCAUUGGAGAACCUCUUGGACCAUCUGGAUAACCCCGUAGCUAACAAUGCGUGGGCUUAUGCCACCAAAUUUGUUCCUGGCUCUUGAGCAACAAGAGGUUUUCAAGAGCUUUGGAGAUUGAAUUUGUACUGUGAAUUAUGCUCAUGAUCAAUCCAUGAUGAUUUUCCUUUCUUGCUUGAAUGUAGUUAUGUAUAUUUUUUUCUUUUCACUUGACAAAUUUGAAUGUUGAAGGCUUAGGAUGAAUCAAUUUCAUUAAA
Molecule: messenger RNA, 1051 nt
Organism: Dendrobium catenatum
Lineage: Eukaryota; Viridiplantae; Streptophyta; Magnoliopsida; Asparagales; Orchidaceae
Product: chlorophyll a-b binding protein 3, chloroplastic
Exons: 3
Coding region: 96-881 (261 amino acids)
Biological process (GO): response to light stimulus; photosynthesis, light harvesting in photosystem I
Cellular component (GO): chloroplast envelope; chloroplast thylakoid membrane; plastoglobule
Source: RefSeq, a predicted model, not a curated record